AUGACCGUUCGGCACAGUAUUUCCGUUGCCGUUCUCAAUUGUGGUUACACGUGUCCCAAUAUCGAAAAAGAAAGGGGCCAGUAUCAUGACAUCUUUGCUUCAUUGUUGAAACCCGCCGUCGAGCGUCUCAACAGAGGUCCCAACUGGUCCAACGCCAAACUCAACGUCACAGGAUGGGACACGGUAAAUCAAGUAUAUCCUCCUUCAUUGGAUAGAAUAGAUGCCAUUAUCAUCACUGGGUCGCCAAAUGGAGCAUAUCAGGACCUAGAAUGGAUACGGACACUGGAUCGAUACAUCUCAUACGUUUAUCACCAACACCCUUCGAUUAAAAUAUACGGUUCGUGUUUCGGUCAUCAAAUCAUUUGCCAGGCACUUUUCGGGGAUCAGGGAGCUCUUGUGGCAAAGGACCCUGCUGGCUGGGAACUCGGCGUGAAUAGAGUGGACGUGUCGGAUGAAUUUGCGGACACGUUCUCGAGUCUACUCCCAUCAAAAUCCCUACAGCUUCAGUUCUUGCAUGGCGAUCAUGUGACUUUUAAGAACGGACGCCUCCCCGACGGUGUUCAUUUGGUUGGCUCCACGGCUCAUUGUCAGAUUCAAGGCAUAUAUCAACCUGGCAAGAUCCUCACGUUCCAAGGGCAUCCUGAAUUCGACCAAUUCAUCAACACGGAAUGCUUGAAACUCAUUGGACAGCGUGUUGGGUGGGAGGAUGAAUUCCUUGAUUCUGCCAUGGCAGCUGCAGCGCAAAGCGAUGAUGCAUCCAUCGCCGCAGACAUCAUAGUAGCAUUCUUCUCAGAACCAGAUAAUAACAUGUCGUAA
This is a messenger RNA of Ilyonectria robusta, 816 nucleotides long. Its product is annotated as class I glutamine amidotransferase-like protein. The coding region runs from base 1 to 816 and encodes 271 amino acids. NCBI's taxonomy places the organism in Eukaryota, Fungi, Ascomycota, Sordariomycetes, Hypocreales, Nectriaceae. Gene Ontology annotation, cellular component: cytosol; nucleus. The transcript is spliced from 2 exons. The record is from RefSeq and is a predicted model, not a curated record.